Pipistrellus nathusii (Nathusius's pipistrelle) is the source of this 606-nucleotide messenger RNA. The record is from the annotation of a GenBank genome assembly. Lineage: Eukaryota; Metazoa; Chordata; Mammalia; Chiroptera; Vespertilionidae.
AUGGAGGCGACUUGUGAAACUGAAGAGCCGGUUUCCGGGGAACUGGUAUCCGUGGCACAUGCUCUUUCUCUCCCAGCCGAGUCUUAUGGCAACGACCCUGAUAUUGAGAUGGCAUGGGCCAUGAGAGCAAUGCAGCAUGCUGAAGUCUACUACAAGUUGAUUUCAUCAGUUGACCCACAGUUCCUGAAACUCACCAAAGUGGAUGACCAAAUCUAUACUGAAUUUCGGAAAAAAUUUGAGAAACUCAGGAUAGAUGUAUUGGAUCCAGAAGAACUUAAAUCAAUAUCAGCUAAAGAGAAGUGGAGGCCAUUUUGUUUGAAGUUUGAUGGGGUUAUAGAAGACUUCAACUAUGGUACUUUGCUGCGACUGGAUUGUUCUCAAGGCUACACUGAGGAAAACACUAUCUUUGCCCCCAGGAUACAAUUUUUUGCCAUUGAAAUUGCUCGGAACCGGGAAGGCCAUAACAAAGUAGUUUACACCAGUGUUCAAGACAAAGAAGAAGAGAAAGGAGCCAACAGAGGAGAAAAGGAGAAAACCAGCAAAGGAGAAGAAAAAGAAAAUGAAGCCAAUGAAGGAAUCAACAAACCUGGUGAAACAUCUAUGUAA